GGAUAGCUGCUCGAGGCUGCUGGUGCUCUGUCUUCGUUUUCUUUUAGGGCAGUUUUUUUCAAAAUUACUGGAGAUUUUUUAGCGGCGGUACAAUGCGAGGAGACGAGUCAGAUACCGAGUCUGGUAAAUCAGACGACGGAGGUUUGAUUCGGAGAAGUCUUGAAAUGCUUUGUCAAGAACUAAAUAUGGAUGAAGAGACAGCAACAGAAUCUAUGCAAGACUUCACUUCCAUUUGGAAAACAUACACUCUAGAGGGUGAGGUGGUGCACUGGCUGGCCUGCUCUCUCUAUGCUGCCUGCCGUAAAGGUUCCACUCCCACUAUUGGCAGAGGUAUGGUAGAGGGCAACUGUGUCUCCCUCACCAGGAUACUGCGCUCUUCCAAACUUAGUCUGAUCGAGUUCUUCAACAAGAUGAAAAAAUGGGCGGACAUGUCUAACCUCUCCCAGGAUUUCCGUAACCGCAUAAGUCAUCUAGAAAGGAAUUUCGAAGUAUCGACUGUGAUUUUCCGCAAAUUUGAGCCGAUUUUUUUGGACAUGUUUCAGAAUCCUCAGGGUGAACCUCCCCGUCAGCCAAGAGGCAGGAAACAUAGGCGUCUUCCGUGCCAUAUCAGCGAUGUAUUCAAGUUCUGUUGGACACUUUUUGUGUAUACUAAAGGUAACUUCCGAAUGAUUGGUGAUGAUUUGGUGAACUCCUACCAUCUCCUCCUCUGCUGUCUGGAUCUGGUCUAUGGUAAUGCUCUACUCUGCACCAACAGGAAAGACCUCAUCAACCAAAAUUUCAAAGGUUUACCAAAGGAUCUAGAAAACUCAGAAGAGGCUCCUUGCGUGAUUGAGAAGUUGUGUGAACUGCAUGACGGACUUGUCGUAGAGGCAAAGGGGAUAAAGGAACACUACUUCAAACCCUACAUCAGGCGGCUCUUUGAGAAAAAAAUUCUGAAAGGAGAUGAUGAGACCCUCACAGAAUUGCUAGACACCCCUAACUUCCAAGACAAUAAUAAAGCCAUAAAUCGUGAAUAUGAAGAGUAUGUCCUGACUGUGGGUGACUUUGAUGAGCGGGUGUUUUUGGGGGCUGAUGCGGAUGAAGAGAUCGGCACCCCACGUAAAGUUGCCACUGAGCUGCCAUCCGGCCACCUGUCUGCCCGCAUGCAGGUGGAGAACAGCCUGCAGCAGCACUUUGAGAAGGCACGCUCUCUGGCUCCUUCUACUCCACUUACGGGUCGGAGAUACCUCAAAGAGAAAGAGGUGCUGAUCACCCCGGUCUCCUCAGCAACUCAAAGUGUGAGUCGACUGCAGAGCAUGGUAUCUGGCCUCCGUAACGCACCCAGUGACACCCUCUUGCAGAUCUUCAAGUCUUGUUCUCGUGACCCCACUGAAGCCAUUUUAAAUCGAGUAAAGACUCUGGGAGAGAUUUUUAAGCAAGCAUACACUAAACAAACAGCUGACCUUCCAGGAGCUCAUAUGGAUUUUGCGGAGAACCGCCUGAAGCUGGCAGAAAUCCUCUACUUUAAGGUCCUGGAGAAUGUGAUGACUCAAGAAAUGAAGAGACUCCAGGGUAAAGAUAUGACAGUGCUGUUGGAGCAGGAAGUGUUUCACUGCUCUCUCUUGGCCUGCUGUCUGGAGGUGGUGCUGUUUGCCUACAGCUCCCAGAGAACCUUCCCUUGGAUUUUAGAAACUUUCCAGAUCAGACCUUUCUACUUUUAUAAGGUUAUUGAGGUGUUCAUCCGUUCUGAGGAAGGUCUUUCCAGAGACAUGGUAAAGCACCUAAACACUAUAGAGGAAAAAGUGCUGGAAAGCAGAGCCUGGACCAAAGACUCUGUACUGUGGGAAGCAUUACAGAAUGCUAAUAAUAAAGUCCCUACUGUAGAGGAGGUGAAUUUCCCCAGUAGUUUGGACUCGGGUAAUAACAGUAGUGGGGGCCCCACUCACCUCCCUUUGGUGGCUCUGUCCCCCAUCAUCCACCCACGCAUCCGCGAGGUCCGUACUGGCAUGGGCUCCAGCAUCCGCAAAGACGUGCCCUCCUCUCCCAUCUCCCUCGAAGACCGAUACAGUUCUCCAGCAGCGGGCAGUGCCAAAAGGCGCUUGUUUGGGGAUGACCCUCAGUCUCCAGUGAAGAGAAUCUCUGUCACCCCCAUAAAAUUCAUCCCAAACACCCCUACAGAGAGCAGCCAGAAUACCAGUGCUGCAACUGUCCUCUCCAUGGCCACCACCAAUGGCCAGCAGCUCAGCAUACCCUUACCAGUGGUGAAGAAUGACAUGGGAGGCAUCACGGUGAUCCAAGUGCAGGCCAACGACAUGAACCCCCUCACGGCCCAGGUGCUGCUCACCUCCCCGGGCCGAGGCCCAGCCCCUAUUGCCGAUCUGCAAGUGCAGCCUGCCAGCAGACCCCGCCGAACCGGCUCCCUUGCCCUCUUCUUCCGAAAGGUGUAUCAUUUGGCAAGUGUCCGCCUCAGGGAUCUGUGUUUGAAGCUGGACAUCGCUGCAGACUUGAGAGCUAAGAUCUGGACGUGCUUUGAGCACUCCUUGGUCUACUGCACAGAUCUAAUGAAGGACAGACAUCUGGAUCAGCUCCUGCUUUGUGCCAUCUACAUCAUAGCCAAGAUCUCAAAAGAGGAGCACACUUUCCAGGACAUCAUGAAGUGCUAUCGCAGCCAGCCUCAAGCAAGCAGCCACGUAUACCGCUGUGUGUUGCUAAGGAAGAGAGUCCGAGAUCAGCAAGCUGAUGAGAAUAUGGAGGUUGACCCACCAGCAGAUCAGUCCAACGUCAGGACAGAGCGUUCCAACAGGGCAGAAGGUGACAGAGAAUCAGAAGAGAGGGGUGACCUCAUCCAAUUCUACAACUCUGUUUAUGUUUUGAAGCUAAAGCCUUUCGCGCUUAAGUACACCUUGCCAGCAGUUGAUAAAAUGGAGGCUCCGCCGUCGUCUCCGUUUCCCUCAGUACGAGCUCAGCCCCUUUCCCCACGGCGUAUCUCACAGAGACAUUCUAUCUACCUCUCUCCUCAUAAGAACGGUUCUUGCCUCACCCCCAAUUCCGCGUACACAUACAAGUUCACUGGCAGCCCGUCAAAGGAGCUGAGUGACAUCAACCGAAUGAUCCGUCAGGGAGGUGUGAGCAAAAAGAGGGCUUUCACCAUGGAGGGAGACGAGACAGAGUCCCCUACCAAACGCCUGAGCCAGGAGAGCGAGGACGUCCUUCUCAAACGUCUGCAGGAUGUGGUCAGUGAGAGAGCCAGCCACUGAGACAAUUUUCUCUCCCGUCAAAGAGGGAGAGAUACUGACGGUCACACAUUUGUUUUUUCAAUCAUGGACAAAUUGCAAUGCAGCAAAUCAUCUUUGAGCAGUCAAAGAGCAUUUCAUUCAUAUUCCCUCCUGAAGCAAGCUCAGACCUGCCUAGUGGCUUGUGCCCAUGGAGCAUGACUAACAGAUCAUUGUAAAAGCCUAAACUGUUUAAGUGGCAUUUCAGGCUCCUUAAAAAUCUGACAAGUACUCAAGUGUCAGUCUUUUGAACUGUAUCAAAAUAAGUUGAUCAAUACAUGCUGUAUUACCAAAGACCAUGCUCAAGUAUCUUUUUUGGGGUCUGUAGUCUUCAGCCUUUAAAACUGGGCUAUAUUCAGGACCUAGUCACAGUUUCCAUACUGAUGUUUGCAGAUACAGCAGUGAGUGAGGUAUAAAACGUACGGGUUUGUGUCUGGUAUCAAGAUGAAAGAUGUUCUGUGUAGAGACCCAUGAUUAGAUGAUCAUUGGGCCUAAUUGAUGAUCAUAUGAAAUGUCUUUUCUUUAACACCAGCAUGUGGUGUGUUUAAAAGUGUGUCCUCUGUACUGCAACCGUAUGCAGCACUCUGUCUUGAUGUGUAGUAUCUAUGCUUCAAGUGUUUUUUUUUUGUUUGUUUGUUUGUUUUUCUCCUUCUCUCCCUUUCCCCAUCCUCCUUUAAUAAGCUAAUGCAUUAUUCCACUCAGGUGGAGAAUUCAUGUGCUGAUGCAUAACCCUGGUUGUAUUGCUACAUUUUUACAUCAAUAUUUGGUUGUAAUUAAAGCUUUUAUAUAUUAUAAUUGGUCAUGAUGGUAUGUCUGUGAGGUGAUAAUUUCACUCAUAUUCUCCAUCUGUUUUGUUUGUUGUUUGAGCUCAAUGACAUCUUUGUAUGUUAAAUAUUCCUAAGAAUAUUGAAUGUCCUUUUUUUCUGCUCAGAAGGGGUUUUGAUGAGCAUCCUUUGUAAACACAUUCACACACCCAUUUGACUCUUAAAAUUUUAGAACCAAGUUCGUUUUGUACCUACCAGUGCCUUUUAUAUGUAAAUACAAAUAAAUCUAUUCCUACCACUU
Molecule: messenger RNA, 4316 nt
Organism: Electrophorus electricus (electric eel)
Lineage: Eukaryota; Metazoa; Chordata; Actinopteri; Gymnotiformes; Gymnotidae
Gene: rbl1
Product: retinoblastoma-like 1 (p107)
Biological process (GO): regulation of transcription by RNA polymerase II; negative regulation of G1/S transition of mitotic cell cycle; cell differentiation
Cellular component (GO): transcription regulator complex; chromatin; nucleus
Molecular function (GO): RNA polymerase II transcription regulatory region sequence-specific DNA binding
Source: RefSeq, a predicted model, not a curated record